GCAGACAGUCGACCCAACCCAUCGUGGGAAAGAAGCGAACCGACGACGACCUCGCAUUCCUCAUCAGGCAAACGCGCACACGACACAGUCUUCCAACGCUAGCUCGCUCCCCGUCGUCAGCCGCCCAUGGAGAACGGCGGCGAGGCGAAGUGGCGCUUCGGGGCGGGGAACCCGGCGGUCCAGGCGAGUGGCCGGCAGAGCCUCCGCGCCCUCGUCACCCGCGUGUUUGACUGCGUCGACAGGAACGACCCGCGGCCGGUCGCGCCGCUCGGCCACGGCGACCCCUCCGCAUUCGCGUGCUUCCGCACGGCGGCUGCCGACGAGGAAGCCGUCUCCGCCGCCGCCCUGUCAGGCAAGCACAACAGAUACUCCUCCGCCGGAGGCGUGCUGGAGGCGCGCAGCGCCGUCGCCGCGUACCUGUCCAGGGAGCUCCCCUACGAGCUCUCGACGGGGGACGUGGUCGUCACGGCCGGCUGCAACCACGCCAUCGAGAUCAUGAUGGCCGUGCUGGCGUCGCCGGGCGCCAACGUGCUGCUGCCGAGGCCGGGGUACCCGAUGUACGAGUCUCGCGCCGCGCUGUGCGGCCUCGAGUUCCGGCGCUUCGACCUCCUGCCGGAGAAGGAGUGGGAGGUGGACCUCGACGGCGUGGAGGCCCUCGCCGACGAGAACACCGUCGCCAUGGUCAUCGUCAACCCCAACAACCCAUGCGGGUGCGUCUACUCCUACGACCACUUGGCCAAGAUUGCAGAGACGGCGAGGAAGCUUGGAAUCAUGGUGAUCAGCGACGAAGUGUACGACCACUGCGCGUUCGGGAGCAAGCCGUUCGUGCCGAUGGGCGUGUUCGGGGAGAUAGCUCCGGUGGUGACCAUCGGCGGCAUCUCCAAGCGGUGGAUGGUGCCCGGCUGGCGCCUUGGCUGGAUCGCAGCCACCGAUCCCAAGGGGGUCCUCCGGGACAAGAACGUCCUAGAGUCGAUCAUGAGCUACUGCGCCAUCUCGGUGGACGCCGUGACGUUCGUGCAGGGAGCUCUGCCGCAGAUCAUCGCCAACACGGACAAGGCCUUCUUCGAGAAGGCCAUGGACGUGAUGAGGGAGGCGGCGGAGAUAUGCUACCGGAAGGUGGGCGGCAUCGAGUGCAUCACCUGCCCUCACAAGCCGGAGGGGUCCAUGUUCGUCAUGGUGAAGCUGGACCUCUCCUGCUUGGACGGCAUCGCCGACGACGUCGACUUCUGCACCCAGGUCGCCCGCGAGGAGUCCGUUGUCAUUUGCCCAGGGAGUGGACUAGGAAUGAAGAACUGGCUCCGAAUUACGUUUGCUGUCGAUCCAGGCCUUCUCGAGGAUGGCAUGGAGAGGGUCAAGUCUUUCUGCCAAAGGCAUGGCAAAGCCAAGGAGUUGAAGUGAUAUAUGCAUGGAGUGGGUUUCUCCAAAAUAAAUGUUUGAUUGUGCAUGUGCAACUCGCGUUGCAUAUGGGAGAAAUCAAACUCAGAGGAAUGUACUAGUGAAAUUGAAGCACAAUUAUGUAUCUUAAUUAUGGAAAUCAUGUCAAAAUGUUAAACUUGAGUUUAAUUCUGGCUCCACUGGCUUGCAGACUAUGCCGACCC
Messenger RNA from Triticum aestivum (bread wheat), 1598 nucleotides. RefSeq names its product nicotianamine aminotransferase 1. Gene Ontology annotation, molecular function: L-tyrosine:2-oxoglutarate transaminase activity; pyridoxal phosphate binding. Bases 127 to 1398 code for a protein of 423 amino acids. NCBI's taxonomy places the organism in Eukaryota, Viridiplantae, Streptophyta, Magnoliopsida, Poales, Poaceae. The record is from RefSeq and is a predicted model, not a curated record. Gene Ontology annotation, biological process: L-tyrosine catabolic process; biosynthetic process. The transcript is spliced from 5 exons.